This is a messenger RNA of Anopheles marshallii, 903 nucleotides long. RefSeq lists its product as uncharacterized. NCBI's taxonomy places the organism in Eukaryota, Metazoa, Arthropoda, Insecta, Diptera, Culicidae. The coding region runs from base 1 to 903 and encodes 300 amino acids. Gene Ontology annotation, biological process: arachidonate secretion; phospholipid metabolic process. The record is from RefSeq and is a predicted model, not a curated record. The transcript has 3 exons.
AUGGCUCAGUCAGUGUUUGGCAAUGAAAUGGUGCGCUCGUACAUUAUACUUAUAAGUACCGCCUUAGUCACAGUGUGUGAGUUUGUGUCGACUAAGCUGACAACGGUGUCAAGCGAUCAUCAUGCGACUUCGGCAAGCGCCUUUUACCGUUCGCUGGACGAUAAUGGCUACAGUCCCACGCUGGCGCUCAUUCUGCAGGACUACAUGCUGAUCAAUAGCACCGGUACCAUAUCCUGGAGUAAUCCGGCCUUUGCCUACUACGAUCAGCAAUUGAUCGAUGCCAUCCAACAGCAGCUAGAGGUGGAACACACACAAGAUCCGUACGAUCAGCAUCAGCUGCAGGCAGAUCACGGUCCAUCCUUGCUUCCACUGUACGGUGGUCUAAAAUUUCUCACCUACUACUGUGGUCCUGGAAAUUGGUCCGUCGAUGGAGGCACAGUGCAAAAUGCAUACUUUUCCAGCAUCGAUCAGUGCUGCAAACAGCACGACGAGUGUCCGGACACAAUAGUGCAGCGCAGGGAUUACCAACGAUACGAGGAUCUGCCAUACAAACCGCAAAUAUUCACCAGACUACGGUGUAACUGUGAUGUGGAGUUUUUAAGAUGCCUGCAAAACAUCUCUACCUUCUUUUCAUACGCUGUAGCGUGGAUAUACACAAAGUUUCAGCAUCACUGCUUCGACUACGAGCACCCUGUGAUGGAAUGUACCGCAAAGAGAAAUGAUGGGCUGUUCACCGCCGAUCGCUGCCUAACGUACAUGGUGGACAAUUCGUACGUCAAACGUUGGCAAUGGUUCGACAUACCGUACCUUAGCUCGAAUCAGUUCAUUUUUCCCGAGGUGGAGAAUCGUUACGAGCUGGACUGGUUUAACAUACUGUUUGAUCGUAAAAUGUCGAAGCCGUAA